CUUUUGGAGAAAUACUUCGACUCCAAUAGAGAUCAGCUCUUCAGUGACGCUCACAUUAUUGAUCCGAAAGCAGUGGUGUCCUCGUCCUCAUCGGCCGUCGCUAAGACUCGGUCCAAGAUUUGUCUCAUUUGUUACAAUGACAUGAAUGACGAAGAGAUGACAUCCAUAUCUUGUGGCCACGAGUUCUGUGUUUAUUGUUGGCGACAAUACCUGACAAACAAAAUCAUAAGCGAAGGCGUUUGCAAUGCCAUCAGUUGUGCUCAAAACGGUUGUGAUAUCAUUGUUGACGACAAUACCAUUCACAACAUCAUUGAAGAGCCAAAAGUCUUAGUGAAAUACAGAUAUCUUAUGACAAAUAGUUUUGUUGCGUCCAAUCGCUUCCUCAGAUGGUGUCCCACUCCUGACUGCAGUGCUGUUAAA
Messenger RNA from Medioppia subpectinata, 420 nucleotides. The record is from the annotation of a GenBank genome assembly. NCBI's taxonomy places the organism in Eukaryota, Metazoa, Arthropoda, Arachnida, Sarcoptiformes, Oppiidae.